UACAGCCCAGACAACGUGGCUGGAGCGGACAGAGCCAUCGACCCCACUGAAAUCACCUUUUCAGGAUGUUUUUGCCGUACGAGCUCCUGUGUGGUUCAUAUGUGCUCGUGUCUUCGCCAUGGUGAAAACUACACCAGUUUGUGCCUCAGCCCUCCAGCCAAGGAGGAGAAGUACGCCAGGCCCGUCUUCGAAUGCAACGUCAUGUGCCAGUGUGGUGAAUCCUGUCAAAACAGGGUUGUUCAGAGGGGGCUGCAAUUCAGACUUGAGGUAUUCAAGACUGAGAAGAAAGGCUGGGGUCUGCGCACUCUGGAAUUCAUACCUAAGGGAAGAUUUGUUUGUGAAUAUGCUGGUGAAGUUUUAGGCUUUAACGAGGCACGUAGAAGAAUUCAGGCACAGACUUCAAAGGAUUCGAACUAUAUUAUAGUGGUGAGGGAGCACCUCCAUAACAGCUGCGUAAUGGAGACGUUUGUUGACCCUACGCACAUCGGCAACGUAGGCAGAUUCCUGAAUCAUUCCUGUGAACCAAAUUUAUUCAUGGUGCCAGUUCGAGUUGACUCCAUGGUGCCUAAACUGGCACUGUUUGCAGCCACUGAUAUUUCUGCUGGAGAGGAACUGUCAUACGAUUAUUCUGGAAGAUUCCAUAAUUUGCCAAUAACGAACAGGGAACAGAAAUCUUUAGAGGAAGGUAACACAUUGAGAAAACCUUGCUACUGUGGUUCCCACGCAUGUGCAUCCUUCCUACCGUGGGACAGCUCCCUCUUUGACACAGAGGACACUUGUCCAGGGAACUCUCCAUAG
Messenger RNA from Mesitornis unicolor (brown roatelo), 798 nucleotides. Its product is annotated as histone-lysine N-methyltransferase SETMAR. NCBI's taxonomy places the organism in Eukaryota, Metazoa, Chordata, Aves, Mesitornithiformes, Mesitornithidae. The transcript has a single exon. Gene Ontology annotation, molecular function: histone H3K9 methyltransferase activity; protein binding; zinc ion binding. The record is from RefSeq and is a predicted model, not a curated record. Gene Ontology annotation, cellular component: nucleus. The annotation marks the transcript as partial.